This is a messenger RNA of Candoia aspera, 2064 nucleotides long. RefSeq names its product rhomboid like 3 (gene RHBDL3). NCBI's taxonomy places the organism in Eukaryota, Metazoa, Chordata, Lepidosauria, Squamata, Candoiidae. The record is from RefSeq and is a predicted model, not a curated record. Bases 180 to 1100 code for a protein of 306 amino acids. The transcript is spliced from 8 exons. Gene Ontology annotation, molecular function: serine-type endopeptidase activity. Gene Ontology annotation, cellular component: membrane.
GGAAAGCUCUGUUUGAUCAGCUUGAUCCUGACAACACUGGUUAUAUUAGCACUGAGAAAUUUCGGAACCUCCUCCAGAGACAUGGCUCUGAACUGGAUCCCCAUAAACUGGAAGUGCUUUUGGCCUUGGCAGACAACAAUUCUGAUGGGAAGAUUUGUUACCAAGACUUUGUCAAUUUGAUGAGUAACAAGAGGUCCAAUAGCUUCCGCCAAGCCAUUUUGCAAGGGAACAGGAGGCUAUGCAGCAAGGCCCUUCUGGAGGAGACAGGACUCAGCCUUUCUCAGCGGCUGAUUCGACAUGUUGCAUAUGAGACUUUACCACGUGAGAUAGAUCGGAAGUGGUACUACGACAGCUACACCUGCUGUCCUCCACCUUGGUUCAUGAUUGCCAUCACAAUUGUAGAGGUUGCCUUCUUUCUUUACAAUGGAGUGGUCCUGGAUAGGUUUGUGCUACAGGUCACCCAUCCCUUCUAUCUGAAGAAUUCAUUAUUAUAUCAUCCUCAACUUCGUGCCCAGGCCUGGAGAUAUCUCACCUACAUCUUCAUGCAUGCAGGGAUAGAACACCUUGGACUCAACGUGGUCCUUCAGCUUCUGGUUGGAGUUCCCCUUGAAAUGGUACAUGGUGCCACAAGGAUUGGGUUUGUCUAUAUUGCUGGAGUGGUAGCAGGUUCCCUGGCAGUGUCCAUUGCUGAUAUGACUGCACCUGUUGUGGGUUCAUCUGGAGGGGUGUAUGCUCUUAUUUCUGCCCAUUUAGCCAAUAUAGUGAUGAACUGGUCAGGAAUGAAAUGUCAAUUCAAGCUGCUGCGCAUGGCUGUUGCCUUGAUCUGUAUGAGCUUUGAAUUCGGAAGAGCUGUAUGGCUGAGAUUUUACCCAUCUGCUUAUCCUCCAUGUCCUCAUCCCAGUUUUGUUGCCCACCUUGGUGGGGUGGGUGUUGGAAUCACCCUUGGUGUGGUUAUUCUAAGGAACUAUGAGCAGAGACUUCAGGAUCAAUCGGUAUGGUGGAUCUUUGUUUCCAUGUACAUGGUGUUUGUUCUCUUUGCCAUCUUCUGGAACAUUUUUGCCUACAGCCUGUUGGAUCUAAAACUACCUCCGCUUCCUUAAGAGCUUGGGCUGAACAACUGUCAAAGACAAACAAAUGACUUCCCAUCUUCCAGCUUCAUGGGCAGAAAAUGAAACCAGAGGAUUUAUUUUUUUAUGAAUGUGACAGGAGGGGAAUAUAUCCAUGUUCUGGAAUGACAUGCAUUAAGGGAGAACUAUACUGUGCAGAUGGGAUAUGAGUGUAUUAAGGAUGAGUCAAUAGACCCUUGCUUGGAAGUUGUUUGGGCAUAGAGAUUUACAGGUACCAUGAUCUAUAUGAGCCACACCUUGUGCCCUUUGCUCAUACAAGCAGUUUGGUGCUUCAGUCAUAAGAAAGGUUCAGCCCCCUCAAUGUUUAGCCCAACACAUAUGGGUGACAUGUUAAUGCACGCAGUGAAGGCUCAUUUGGAUGGUUUUAUCUUUUCCAGCAUCCACAGUUAGAAACUCUAGAAGAGUUUUCCUUACCUGAUGACCUCCAGAUGUGUUGUGCUAUAAACCCAUCAUGUUGGUUCAAGAUGAUGGGAGCUGUAGUCUAUUACAUUUGAUGACCAGUCUAUCUUCAGUCCAUCUGGAAAAUAUAUUCCUUUCUUUAAUGAAUGGGUUGUGCCAGGGGGCAAAAAGAAAGGCUUAGAGGCCACAAAUGACUUGCCAGCCCAGUAUCCCUUUUGUAGCGCUAUAGCUCCCCAAAGUGUCUAAGCCCAAAUAUUUUAGCCUUUCCCCCAUUUGUUGAGUUUUCUGGGGAAUUAAGAGGGAAAAAUAGAUGGAGGAUUCAGUUGUUAGAGGUUCACACAUGGUCACUUGCAGAGGCUGGUUUUCAGCUAAAGGAUCAACCAAAUCACACUGAAAUAUUUAAGGGUGCUUUAGUCUGGUUGUGAAAUUCAGCUGCAUAUUUAAUUGUUUUUUAUGGUUUGUGGCUGGGGUUUUUAGUCAUCACAGACUACUUGAAACUGUUGUCUUCUUAUAAUAAUUAUGUUAUUUCCUUAUGGGC